CUCUCUCUCUCUCUCUCUCACAGAACCAGGAAGUAACUCCUCCUUUCAGAGAAAACGAAACUGAUUUCUUGCACCGUGUUUAAAUUCAGGAAAAUGGCCGAGGCCAGUAUUUCAGUAGAUCAGAAUCAGUUCAUCUGUCCAGUGUGUCUGGAUCUCCUGAAGGAUCCGGUGACUACCCCCUGUGGUCACAGUUUCUGUAAGGUGUGUAUUAAUGGCUGCUGGGAUCAGGAGGAUCAGAAGGGCGUCUACAGCUGUCCUCAGUGCAGAGACACUUUCACUCCAAGGCCUGUUCUACGCAGAAACAACAUGCUGGCUGAAGUGGUGGAGAAACUGAAGAAGACUGACCUCCAAGCUGCUUCUCCUGCUCACUGUUACACUGGACCUGGAGAUGUGGAGUGUGAUUUCUGCACCAGGAGAAAACACAAAGCCGUCAAGUCCUGUCUGAUGUGUCUGGCCUCCUUUUGUGAAACUCAUCUGAAAUCUCACUAUGAAGUUCCUGCUUGGAAAAAACACACAUUAGUUGAAGCCUCAGGAAAUCUACAAGAGAAGAUCUGCUCUGAACAUGAUAAAGUGCUGGAGAUCUACUGUCGUAGUGAUCAAAGAUUCAUCUGUUAUCUGUGUAUGACGGAUGAACACAAAACCCACGACACUGUCUCAGUUAAAGCUUACAGAACUGAAAAAGAGAGUGAGUUAAAGGAGGAUCAGAUAAAAUUCCAGCAGAGAAUCCAGGAGAAGCAGAAGAAGGUGCAGGAGCUGAAACAGGCUGUGAACACUAUAAAGCUCAGUGCACAGACAGCAGUAGAUGACAGUGAGAGGAUCUUUACUGAGAUGAUCAGCUCCAUGGAGAAAAAGCGCUCGGAGGUGAUGGAGCUGAUCAGAGCUCAGGAGAAGGCUGAACUGAGUCGAGCUGAACGACUCCUGGAGCAACUGGAGCAGGAGAUUGCUGAUCUUCAGAGGAGAGUCACUGAGCUGGAGCAGCUUUCACACACACAUGAUCACAUCCAUUUCCUCCAGGCUUUAGCUUCUGGACAUCAUUCUCCUCCAUAUGACAGACCACAUUUUGACACGUCCAGCAUCACUGUCCCUCAACAUCUGUCAUUUGAUGGAUUGAGGAAUUCUCUCUCAGAUCUGAAGAAGAGACUGGAGGAAUUCUGUGAGGAGGAAUUCAACAAAAUCCCUCCACAUGCUGCAGCAGUUCAGAUCAUUUCACCACCAGAGCCACAGAGCAGAGAAGAGUUUCUGAAAUAUUUCUGUUAUCUGACUCUGGAUCCCAACACGACACAUCCUCACCUCAUUCUGUCUGAGAAGAACAGAGUGGUGAGAGUCAGUAAGAGAGAGCUGCAGUACUCUGAUCAUCCAGAGAGAUUUGACUCCUACAGACAGGUGUUGUGUAAGGAGAGUGUGUGUGGACGCUGUUACUGGGAGGUGGAGUGGAGCAGUGUGUUUGGUGUGUUCAUAUCAGUCUCAUAUAAAGACAUCAGGAGGAAAGGAUGGGGUAAUGAGUGUGGGUUUGGAAACAACAGUCAGUCCUGGGGUCUGUAUUGUUCUUCUUCUUCUUCUCUCACUUUCUAUCACAACAACAUUAAGACUGGUCUCAGAGUUCCAUCACCCUCCAGAAUAGGAGUUUAUGUGGAUCACAGUGCAGGAACUCUGUCCUUCUACAGCGUCUCUGACACCAUGAAGCUCCUCCACAGAGUCCACACCACAUUCACUCAGCCUCUACAUGCUGGAUUCUGGCUCUACUGGAGUUUAGGUUCCUCAUCUGUGCGAUUGUGUGAUCCAGAAUAAUGUGUGUAGAGUUUUGUGUAAAAUUCCUGCACAUUACCACAUUGUUACUCCAUCAUCUGUUUUACUAGCACACAAUCCAGCUGCACAAAAAACAGUCAUUUUUAUUUUGUAAGAAAAACAGAUGAGUGAUUAAAAUAAAAAAAUUAAAAUGAAUAGUUUAUUAAAAACUUAAAAUUAAAAUCAAUAUUUCAUUAAAAAUUAACUGUCAGACAAGAACCUAAUAUAGUUUUAAAAAAGAAAUGAUCAAAUGAUAUCUGUAUGUAAAAUACACAUUCAUUUUUUGAAGUAUAAAGUAAAAUUGUUGAAAUUUCACUGUAAAGCAUUUAACAAUAUUUAAACUACAUUAAAUCACACAGUAGAUGAUUGGUUAAAGCGUUGUCUUGUGUUCCUUCCAUAUUCAGCCUGGAUGAUGAUUGGCUGGCAGACAGACAGAAUUUUUGCUUUCUAAAAUGCUGAUUGUCAAAUAAAUAGUUUUGUGGCUGAGUAAUGAAGAGUAAAGUAACUGGGGAGUUUUUUAUUCCAAUUUUAUCUGCAUUCAGAAUAUUGCUCUAUUUUCUGAUUUUUGGGAUUAAUUUGAAAUUAUUUUAGAAAUGUGUCUGAUUAGUGGAACAUUUAAGUGGAGCAUUUCUCUUUCAGACCACCAGAGGGCGCACACACCACUUCAUCACUUCACUUUUUAUUAUUUUAUUUUAAUACUCUGCAUGGACAUUUUUUUUAAAUUAAAGAGACCAAAACAAACAAACAAACAAACAA
Hemibagrus wyckioides is the source of this 2541-nucleotide messenger RNA. Its product is annotated as E3 ubiquitin/ISG15 ligase TRIM25-like. Gene Ontology annotation, molecular function: protein binding; zinc ion binding. The coding region runs from base 94 to 1788 and encodes 564 amino acids. The transcript is spliced from 6 exons. Lineage: Eukaryota; Metazoa; Chordata; Actinopteri; Siluriformes; Bagridae. The record is from RefSeq and is a predicted model, not a curated record.